GAGACCACCUCGCGUCGGCCGCCGGAUCCAUACGCUCCUCAAAACAAGGCGCAAAAAAACAAAAAAAAGCCCACCCCCCCAAAAAAAGGAGCCCAAAAAACAAAGGAAGCAGCGGAAACUCCACUAAAUAAUGUCAUCCGGCGUCUGAACGCAGCACCAGCCAGCCGCACGCCAGCCUCAAGUUACCCGGCCGCGAGGGCUUGUCAACUUCGGGAGAAGGAGCCGCGAUGGAGCCGGGAGACACAGCCCCGGAUUCCUGGGAGGAGGACGCCGAGGCCCCGGACGCCGCGGCCGGUCUCCACGCCGCCUUCACCGCCCUCAACGUCAACGCCAAGCCGUUCGUGCCCAACGUCAACGCCCCGGUGUUCGUGCCGAGUUUCCUGCAGGGCGGCGGGGCGAAGAGCCCGCUGUCGGACGGUGCCUCUGAUCCGGUUACCAGCAUGGAGGUGGCGGAAACAGUCGUGGAGAACGGAGGAACAGAGGCCGACAUGACCACAGAAGAAGAGACGUGGGAGCAAAAGGAGGAGCCGGGUGGAGGUGGAGGCGACGGUGAAGGAGGAGGAGGAGGGGAUGAAGCGGUCCAAGGGGCAGGAAGUCCCUGUGAAGAAGGCGUCCAGCAGAAGGAGAGUGAGGAGAUGAUGGAGGAGGAAGAGGAGGAGAUUCCCUUGCCCAAAGUGGCCCCACCCCAACUGGAUGCGCCCAAGAAAGAGCACGUGAACGUGGUCUUCAUCGGUCACGUGGAUGCUGGUAAAUCGACUAUCGGUGGACAGAUCAUGUAUUUGACAGGAAUGGUGGAGAAAAGGACACUGGAGAAGUAUGAACGAGAGGCAAAAGAGAAGAACAGAGAGACAUGGUACCUGUCAUGGGCUCUCGACACAAACCAAGAGGAGAGGGACAAGGGGAAGACUGUAGAGGUGGGGAGGGCCUACUUUGAGACAGAGAAGAAACAUUUCACCAUCCUGGACGCGCCUGGACACAAGAGCUUUGUCCCCAACAUGAUUGGAGGGGCGUCGCAAGCUGACUUGGCAGUUCUGGUGAUUUCAGCCAGAAAAGGGGAGUUUGAGACGGGCUUUGAGAAGGGCGGUCAGACACGGGAACACGCCAUGCUCGCUAAAACGGCAGGGGUCAAACACCUCAUCGUCCUGAUCAACAAGAUGGACGACCCCACCGUCAACUGGAGUCUUGAGAGGUAUGAGGAGUGUAAGGAGAAGCUGGUGCCAUUUCUAAAAAAGGUGGGCUUCAACCCCAAGAAAGACAUCCACUUCAUGCCUUGCUCUGGACUCACAGGGGCCAACCUCAAGGACCCAGUACCUGAAUGCACUUGGUACACGGGUCUGCCAUUCAUCCCCCACCUGGACAACUUGCCAAACUUUACCAGAUCCAGCGACGGACCAGUCAGGCUUCCCAUCGUAGACAAGUACAAGGACAUGGGAACAGUGGUCCUUGGGAAGCUGGAAUCAGGAUCUAUUAGUAAAGCACAACAGCUGGUCAUGAUGCCGAACAGGCACACUGUGGAGGUGCUGAGUCUGCUUAGCGAUGACGUGGAGACCGAGGACGCGGCGCCCGGGGAGAACCUCAAGCUGCGUCUGAAGGGCAUCGAGGAAGAGGAGAUUCUCCCCGGCUUCAUCCUCUGCAACUCCGACAACCUCUGCCACUCCGGCCGCACCUUUGACGCACAGAUCGUCAUCAUCGAACAUAAAUCGAUCAUAUGCCCCGGUUACAACGCUGUCCUACACAUCCACACCUGCAUUGAGGAAGUACAAAUCACAGCCUUAAUCUGUCUGGUGGACAAGAAGACGGGGGAGAAGAGUAAAACACGGCCACGCUUUGUCAAGCAGGACCAGGUGUGCAUCGCCAGGCUCCGUGCUGCAGGAACCAUCUGCCUGGAGACCUUCAAAGAUUUCCCUCAGAUGGGACGAUUCACACUGCGAGAUGAAGGCAAAACUAUUGCGAUUGGCAAGGUGCUGAAGCUGGUGCCAGAGAAGGACUAAUGCAGAAACCGCAGCAGCAGCAGUUUGCAUGGAGACGUCCCACCGGUCAACAGAGGCGAACACCGCUAGAGCCGACCCAAUCAGCCCCCUCUCUCUUUUAACUCCACAAUGCUGAAGAGAAGAACGAAGAAGAAGAACGGGGAGGAGAGGAGGAGAAUAAAGUAAUUUUAUUAACAUAAAACAGAGACUGAAUCAGUUUUUAUCAUAAAGCGAUAUUGAAGAGGCACGCAAAGUCCACUGUGUCAGCUUUCUCACAUUGAGACCUGGGCUAUGCCGCUGAUGUAAUGACAUAUCUGCUUGCCCCAACCUGAGCCUCUCUUGUAUGAGGAGAAUUGUUAUGAUGAAGUCCAUUUAAGAUGCUGCCAUUUUAUGUGGCCUUGUUUUAAUCAGUAAAUAUACCUCUCUGUAGAAAAUCGCCCUAAGACCUUCUCCGAACCAGAGGGUCCCACCAGUAAAUGUGGCGUGCAAGUGAUCCUCAAAACUACUGAUACGUCAGUAAUGUUAUCAGUCUUUAAAUGCAAGCAACGGGGGUUCAAAGUUGAGAUUUCGCUGGAAUUGAAGAUGUUCAGUCGAUCAUUUGUAACCUGGAUUUUGAUGGAGAGUUUGAGUAACUCGGGGGUAUCUGACUUUCUUUUUUUUUUUUUUUUUCUAAUUGAAGACCGUCAAAAUGAUUGUUUCUUAGAUGGAGUUUGACAUAUUACAUGGGUUGAGGCUUUAAAAUCCCCCUUCUCUACUCCCCUCGCUAAGCUACUUGUUAGCUAGCCACAACAUUUGUUUUUGGAAUGGAGACGGAUGCAGUGUUGCUGAGUUUGGAUAAAAAUAUAGACUGGUUUCUUCUCGUGUUAAAGGCCAGUUGUACCCCCUGUUCGUAAUUUGCGAUAUUGAUCACCCUUUUCAAGGAUAAUAUUGAAAAUUGAAUGGACAUUUUAUUCGGUUUUAUGGAUUGCUGUACCAAAAUUGUAAUUUGGUCUCUGUCCACACAUUUCAGAUGGUGUAUUUGGAUUCACGUGUCACAUACAGGCCUGAUUAACAAAGGACACACAUACAUACACUGUUACAUAAUCAAAGAUGAAAUAAAUGAUCAAACUGAAGAAAAACGGGGGUUUGUCUACAUGGGG
Molecule: messenger RNA, 3109 nt
Organism: Lampris incognitus (smalleye Pacific opah)
Lineage: Eukaryota; Metazoa; Chordata; Actinopteri; Lampriformes; Lampridae
Gene: gspt1
Product: G1 to S phase transition 1
Exons: 14
Coding region: 228-1991 (587 amino acids)
Biological process (GO): translation
Cellular component (GO): translation release factor complex
Molecular function (GO): translation release factor activity; GTPase activity; GTP binding
Source: RefSeq, a predicted model, not a curated record